AGGAUACAGAAGGUGGUGAUAAGAUAAUGAUCCGUCUGGCUGCCAUUAUCCAGAAGAAGACUUCUUUCCUUCAUCCGGACCUUUACUUUGAAAGCGAGGCCCGGAAGUGUUGUUCCGUGUGUAGCUUGACGCUAACAGGUGGGAAGAUGUCUGCUUCUUUCAGACUGUUGAAAAGCCGUUUUUCGGCUCUCUGUCCGGUUGGUUUCACUUCACAGCCGCAGAGGAAUCAUCCGGUGAGGUGUCCGGUCGGAGGACGGUGGCUGUCACACACACAGACAGGAGGAAACCUUCGACCACUGGAUGGCGUCAGAGUGUUGGACAUGACGAGAGUCCUGGCCGGUCCCUUCGCCUCCAUGAUCCUGGGAGAUCUGGGAGCUGAGGUGAUUAAAGUAGAGAGACCAGGUGCAGGUGAUGACACCAGAGCCUGGGCUCCUCCGUUUGUCGGCACAGAGAGCGCCUAUUUCCUCAGCAUCAACAGAAACAAGAAGAGUAUUUCUGUGGACCUGAAACAUCCCAGAGGAGCCCACAUCAUCCAGGAGCUUGCAGGAGUGUGUGACGUGCUGGUAGAGAACUACCUCCCAGGGAAGCUUCAGCAGAUGGGUUUAGGAUACGAGCAGCUGAGCAGAGUGAACCCACAACUCAUCUACUGCUCCAUAUCAGGUUACGGGCAGACCGGUCCUCAGUCUCAGAGUCCAGGCUACGACUCCAUCGCCUCGGCCGUGUCGGGGAUGAUGCACAUCACCGGGCCAGAGGACGGCGAGCCGGUGCGUCCCGGCGUCGCCAUGACAGACCUGGCGACGGGGCUGUACGCGCACGGAGCCGUCAUGGCCGCCCUGCUGCAGCGCCACAAGUCGGGGAGGGGAGUUCACAUCGACUGCAACCUGCUGUCUUCACAGGUUUCCUGUCUCAGCCAUAUUGCUGCUAACUAUCUGAACGCAGGGAAGGAGGCGAGGCGCUGGGGGACGGCCCACGAGAGCAUCGUACCUUAUCAGGGCUUCAGAACGAAAGACGGACACGUAGUCGUGGCUGCAGGCAACGACAAACAGUUUGUCAAAGUCUGUCAAGUUCUGGAGCUGACGGAGCUCACAGACGAACCAAAAUAUAAAACCAACAAGCUGAGAGUCCAAAACCGCAAACAGCUGCUGCACACGCUGUCACAGAGGUUUCUGCAGGAGAAGACCGCUGAUUGGCUGAGGAGGUUUGAGGGCUCAGGUGUUCCUGUUGGACCAAUCAACAGCAUCAAGGAAGUCUUCUCUAAUCCGCAGGUGAAACACAACGGCCUCAUACAGGAGAUGAACCAUCCGACAGCCGGACGCAUCGCUGUUCCCGGCCCGGCGGUUCGUUUCAGCAGCUUCGCCUACGCCGAGCCGACGCCCCCGCCUCUGAUUGGCCAGCACACGGUGCAGGUGCUGCGAGACACCUUGUCCUACAGCGACGACGCCAUCAAAACGCUGCUGGAGUCGGGGGCCGUGGCUCAAAACGACGUGUUCUGAUUGGCUGGGAGAGAAUAAAGUCUGUGAACCUGUCGAA
Micropterus salmoides (largemouth bass) is the source of this 1530-nucleotide messenger RNA. RefSeq names its product succinyl-CoA:glutarate-CoA transferase (gene sugct). Lineage: Eukaryota; Metazoa; Chordata; Actinopteri; Centrarchiformes; Centrarchidae. The record is from RefSeq and is a predicted model, not a curated record. Gene Ontology annotation, molecular function: catalytic activity.